Messenger RNA from Colletotrichum navitas, 1725 nucleotides. RefSeq names its product sulfate adenylyltransferase. The record is from RefSeq and is a predicted model, not a curated record. Gene Ontology annotation, molecular function: sulfate adenylyltransferase (ATP) activity; ATP binding; adenylylsulfate kinase activity. The transcript has 5 exons. Gene Ontology annotation, cellular component: cytoplasm. Gene Ontology annotation, biological process: sulfur amino acid metabolic process. Bases 1 to 1725 code for a protein of 574 amino acids. NCBI's taxonomy places the organism in Eukaryota, Fungi, Ascomycota, Sordariomycetes, Glomerellales, Glomerellaceae.
AUGGCCAACUCUCCUCACGGCGGCGUCCUCAAGGACCUCUUCGCGCGCGAUGCGCCGCGCCAGUCUGAGCUCCUCGCUGAGGCCGACAAGCUCCCUUCUCUCGUCCUGACCGAGCGCCACCUCUGCGAUCUCGAGCUGAUCCUCAAUGGCGGCUUCUCUCCCCUCGAAGGCUUCAUGACCGAGAAGGACUACAAUGGCGUUGUCAAGAACAACCGUCUCGCCGACGGUAACCUGUUCUCCAUGCCCAUCACCCUUGAUGUUUCCCGGAAGAGCAUCGACGACCUCUCCAUCAAGCCCGGUGCUCGCAUCACUCUGCGCGACCUGAGAGACGACCAAAACCUGGCCAUUCUCACCGUAGAGGAUGUCUACAAGCCAGACAGAACCGUCGAGGCCAUCGAGGUCUUUGGCAGUGACGAUGACACUCACCCCGGUGUCAAGCACCUCUUCAACAACACCAACGACUUCUACGUCGGUGGUAAGCUCGAGGCCGUCCAGCGUCUUGCCCACUACGACUUCCUGGACCUCAGAUUCACCCCUGCGGAGCUGAGACUGCACUUCGAGAAGCUCGGCUGGAACAAGGUCGUCGCUUUCCAGACUCGCAACCCCAUGCACCGCGCCCACAGAGAGCUCACGGUCCGCGCCGCCCGGUCCCAACAAGCCAACGUCCUCAUCCACCCCGUCGUCGGCCUGACCAAGCCCGGCGACAUCGACCACUUCACCCGUGUCCGGGUCUACAAGGCCCUACUCCCCAGAUACCCCAACGGCAUGGCCGCCCUGGCCCUGCUGCCUCUGGCCAUGCGCAUGGGUGGUCCCCGUGAGGCCAUCUGGCACGCCAUCAUCCGCAAGAACCACGGCGCGACCCAUUUCAUCGUAGGCCGCGACCACGCCGGCCCCGGGAAGAACAAGAACGGCAAGGACCACUACGGCCCGUACGACGCUCAGGUGGCCGUCCAGAAGUACUCGGACGAGCUCGGCAUCACCAUGGUCGAGUUCCAGGAGAUGAUCUACAUCCCCGACCGCGAUGAGUACCAGCCCGCCAACGAGAUCGCCCCCGGCACCCACACCGCCAACAUCUCGGGCACGGAGCUGCGUAACCGCCUCAGGACGGGCAAGGAGAUCCCCGCGUGGUUCUCGUACCCCGAGGUCGUCAAGGUCCUGCGCGAGCAGAACCCCCUCCCGGCCCAGAAGGGCUUCACCAUCUUCCUCACCGGCUACCAGAACAGCGGAAAGGAUCAGAUCGCCAAGGCCCUCCAGGUCACUCUCAACCAGGGCGGCGGUCGCUCCGUCUCCCUGCUCCUCGGCGAGACGGUCCGCCACGAGCUGUCUUCGGAGCUCGGCUUCAGCCGCGAGGACCGCGACAAGAACGUUGCGCGCAUCGCCUUCGUCGCCUCGGAGUUGACCCGUGCCGGUGCCGCCGUCAUCGCGGCCCCCAUCGCCCCCUACGACGACGCCCGCAAGCAGGCGCGCGAGCUCGUCGAGAAGUCGGGCCCCUUCUUCCUCGUUCACGUUGCAACCCCGCUCGAGUACGCCGAGAAGACGGACAAGCGCGGUAUCUACAAGAAGGCGCGCGCCGGCGAGAUCAAGGGCUUCACCGGCGUCGACGACCCCUACGAGGCGCCGUCCAAGGCCGACCUCGUUGUCGACGUCGAGAAGCAGACGGUCCGCUCCAUCGUCCACCAGAUCGUGCUGCUCCUCGAGAGCCAGGGCCUCUUGGACCGGUUGUAA